Messenger RNA from Chrysoperla carnea, 5253 nucleotides. RefSeq names its product probable serine/threonine-protein kinase DDB_G0282963. Bases 1 to 5253 code for a protein of 1750 amino acids. Lineage: Eukaryota; Metazoa; Arthropoda; Insecta; Neuroptera; Chrysopidae. The transcript is spliced from 12 exons. The record is from RefSeq and is a predicted model, not a curated record.
AUGAGUUCUGUAAAUAAUGUUUAUGAUACAAAUCAAUAUAUUCAUCAGAAUAAUAUUCACAAUAAAAAAUCACCCAUACAAUUACCAUCAUGGAUAACACGGCGCCAUACUGGAACAUGCAGUACCAACAACAAUCGUAUAAGUACACAUUCGCCAGAUGAAUAUUCAAAAAAAAUUAUUGAACAAUGUUCAAAACAAAUUCCACCUCAACACCAACAUCAGACAACAACCAAAGCAUGUGAUGUCAUGCGAUUAUCAAAAGAUUGUUGGUUUGAUCAAAAUAAUGAUCAACUAAAAGAUGAUGUAUGGCGUCAAUUACCACGUCCAGAACGCUGGCGAUGGCGUCAAAAUUCUUUUAUUCAUAAUCAUACAGCUAGUUCAACAAAUUCACUGAUUAUUGAAAAGAAAAUCGACAUUCAUAAUAAAACAACAGUUAGUUGCGAGGAUGACCAUAAUAACGGUGGCGACACUAGUAGUUGUUGUUAUAACGGUAAUCGUAGCGGUAGUGGUGAUAGUAGUAGUGGUAGGGGUAAGGGUGGGGAUACUAGGGGGGUGAAACGACGACGUAAUGGUUUGAAGACAACACGCUCUGCUGUCUCCAGUUAUUUAAAAGUCCGUAGACGUGAUUCAAAUACAAGUGCACUUACAAUAUUCAGUAUUUGUGAACAACUUUGUCGUUUAAAUAACCAUUUAAAUAAAAAAGGAAAUCGAAAAGAAUCUAGUUUAAUAUCAUCAUCAAUACGUAACAAGAAACCAAAACGAAAUAUUUUACCAAUAUCACAUUUCGAUGAAUAUUUAUUUACAAUUGUACAAAAAGCUUGGAAUACACCAACUACAACGACAUCCACAACAAUUACAAAUCAACGCCAUCAAAAUCAAACAUUUCAACAUCUUUUAAAACAUUUUAAAAUGAAUAAGGAUGAUUUAACAGCCACAACACAUCAAUCAACUGGAAUAACGACCACAACGACAAAUAACACAAUUGAAAUGAAUGACAAUAGUAAAAUAACAUCAACGUCAUCGCCAACAUGGAGCCCAAUAUUAACAAGGCGACGUUUAUCUGUUCCAGAAAUUAUAAUGAGAAAAUAUGCGUUGACACGUUCUUCCCGUUCACGUACGAAUUCAAAUAAUUCAGAAGAAUCAUUAUCAUCAUUGUUACCAAUUGAAAAGCAUACAACAAUGACCUACAACAAUCAAAUCAACAAUAAUCCAAAUAAAUGCCCAUUAUCGCCAAAUCAUAGACAUAUAUGGAAUAUCAAUGAUAGAACAUCCGGUAGCGAUGGUGAUUUAUCAACAUUAUUACAUUCGUCACGGGCUGUGACACGUAGUGGCCAUACUGGUGGUGCACGUAAUAAUAUACGUGCGUCAUGUAUUGUUGAUAAUAACACAUCACAAAUACAUAAAUCGACGUUAUUACGGCGAUUCUGGAGUAAAGAAAAAGAACUGCAACGGAAUCAUUCUGUCGAUGUAAUUUAUUCAUCAUCAUCGGCGUUAUCACCAACAUUCACCAAAAAAUUAUCACCAACUCGUUUUUCUCAACAACGAUUACGUGAAAAUGUUUUAUUAAAUAAUAGUAUACGCCGUGAGAAAUUUUCAAGUACAUCAGAUUUAAAUGAUAAUCAUUUAUCAUUGCGUGUUCAACAUUCUUCGCUAAGUGUUAGUCGAGGUUGUGGGGGAACAAAUACAACAAAUUCAACACCAAAUAUUUCCACAAUACUUGAACCCCAUCACCAUCAACAUGAAGAACGUUCAUUAUGUUGUUCAUCAAAUGUUACCACCGCAAAUAAUAUGGAUCGAUUAUCAUCAAUCGGCGAUUAUCAUCAUUAUAAUAACAAUAACACUGAAAAUCAUACAAAUGAUAAUAAUCAUGUUUUAUUAUUACCAGAAAAAAUCGAAAACAUUAGCAAAAAUAUUGUGGGAUAUGAUGAUAAAACAAUAAAUGUGUUAACAGGUAGUGUUUAUAAACCAAUUGAAGCAGAUACCAACGAUACGUUAAUACCCCGUUAUUCCGCAAUCCCACGUACACAAUCUAUGGAAGUAGAAAUCGAUAGAACACCAACACCAAUCACAUCUGGUGCUGAACAAUCAUCAACGGAAUAUCAUACAUCAGCAGCGGAAGAUUCUGAUGAAAUAAUAAGUUUGGUUGAUAGUUUAGAAGAUGCAACAUCACCAAGACUAUUACAUCAAACAUAUAGAAAAAAUGUUUCAGUACCAGAUCCUACCGCAAAUGAUAACAGUCCGUCAAAACAAAAGAAUAAAAAUUAUGAUAAUAAAUUAGUGCGUGGUGAUAUUAUUGUACCAUUAAUAAACGAUCAAGUACAAGAACAAGUACAAAACACAACAACAUCACCAUUAUCACCGAGGAAAAAAGGUGAUGCAUUCUUUUUAGAUAUUGAUAACGACAGUAUCAGUAAUGUAGAUGAUAAAAUUAUUGCAAAUCGUUUACCAAAAUCAAUUCAAGAAAAAAUUCAUCAACGCCAAACCAUUAUUGCUCAACAUAAACAAAAACGUCAACAACAACAAUCAUUCCAUGUUAUUUCCUCAUCUACAUCGACUGCAUUAUCAUUACAAUUAAUGGAUUCAUUUAAAAUUGAUUCACAUGGUAAUAUGAAAAUAUUAACAACAAACAAUAAUGUGGUAAAUAAAGAGAAUAACUGGAUUAAACGAUCUGAGGCUAAUCAACAACAACAGAAUAAUAACUUUAGACAACAUCGUUUUAAUGAUUUAAAAAAUAAAUCUGAUGUAACAAUAACACCAAUAAUAACAACUGGAGUUGAUAAUAACAAUCCACAACAGCAGUCAAGAAAUGUGGUAAAUCAAGCAAAUAAAAUUGUACCAACAUUUGUAACACCACAGCAACCUCAAAAACGAUCAAUAAAUGUUGAUCAACAUGUGAUCAAACAAUCAAAUAAAAUCGUACCAACAUUUGUAGCACCUCAGCAACAAAAAACAACAGCAAUAAAUAACAAUAACAAUAACACAAGACGAAUAUAUCAAAAAAUUGAUAAUGACCAAAAUAAUGAGAAAAAAAUUGAAAUUGUUGAUGUUAUUGAAUGUACAACAAAUGAUAAUGCUGAUGAUAAAUAUGUACCAACAACAACAAAAAAUACUGAUGAUGAUAAUUUAAAAAGGAAAUGUACAAAUAAUAAACUUUUUAAAUCAAAAAUACCAAUACCAGUUUUACCAACACAACAACAAUCAUUACCAUCAACAUCAACUUCAUACUGUUUAGAUUGUAAUGAAUCAGGAGAACAUGAACAAGAUAGUGAAAAUAAUAUACGUUUAGAUCAAAAACCAAUAAAUAUAAUGCGUGCAGUUGUUGCACCAUCAAUUAUUAGUGAAAAUAAUUCAAAUGUUGAUCGUUUAAUUGCUGGUAUAUUAAUAAAUAAUAUUAAUGAUACAACAAAAACAACAAUUAAACAUCAACAAUUUGAAACGAUACCGGAAGAAGAUAAUAUUGAAAAUAAAAAUAAAGAUAUGAAUAAAAAUCAAAAAUUAUAUCGUACACAUGUUACAUUAAUAAUGUCCAAAACACCAGAACAACAGCAAUGUAAUGAUAAUAUAACAAUAACAACAACAACAGCAAAUAAUGAACAACAACAAACGCAAUGUUCAUGUAAUUGUAAUAAUAAACGGGACGUGAAAAAUGUUGGCACAAAUACUGACUCAAUCAAAAAAAAUAUUGGCACAUCAACAACAACAACAGUUAUAAAACCAACAAUAACAAGAACAAGAACAAAUAUUGUUAAAGAUAUCGGUGUAAAUACGAUUGAUAAAAAAAAUAUUGUUAAACAUUCAUGUAUUAUCAAACCAACAAAUAAUAAAAAAGUUGUAAAUAAGACAAUACAAACAAUUAACAUGUGUGAUAGUGGUACGCAAACAAUACAACAACAACAACAAGACAAAAUUGUAUCAAAACAAACACAAACAAUUGAAGCCACAUCAUCAUCAUCCACUUCAUUAAUAAUACCAAUAAAUAAAACAACAAGAACAACAACAAUAAAUCAACAACAUGGACAAGAUUGUUUAGUUAAUAAAAUUGUAUCAACAGAAACACAAACUAAUGAACAAACCUCAUCGUCAACAUCAUUGAUAAUACCAUUGAAACAAACAAAAACAACAACGACAACAAUCAAUCAUCAACAUAACAAUGAUGAAGUUUAUCAAUUAAAAUUGGAUCAUCAAGAAAACAUAUGUGAUCAUGAACAUAAAAUUGUACAUCAACAACAUGGUGGUGAAUCAUCUUGCGAAUCAACAACAACGACAGCAGCGGAAGUAGCGCCAGUAGUAAUAAAAAAAGGCCUACAGAAUGACACCAAUUUUAUUGACAAAUUAAAUAAAUAUCGACGUACAUUACGUAAUACAUCAGUACCAGUACCAAUGCCAAUAUACGAAGAACAGAGUGAUAGUAGUGUAUUGUUACAUCAUCAUCAUCAUCUUGAUAAUGAUAAUGAUAAUGACGAUAAAAGAAAAUUACAAAUAUAUGAUAAUGAUUCAGAAUUUGGUAACUGUGGUAAUGAUUCCGAAAAUGCGACAACGAUAACAGCAACAACAACAAAUACAAAUGCUAAUCAUCAUAAAAAACAACAUAAAGUAUCAUCAGUAUUAUCAUUAAAUAAAAAACAACAACAUAAACGUUAUCAUCAACAUUAUCAACAUAAAUUUGAUCAAAAUAAUUGUCAUGAUAAAAAGAAAAAUAAUUUGUGUGGAUGGUCCAUUACAGUAUCUGGAACAAAUAAUAACGACAGUAAAAUAACACCAGAUUUAAAAAUGCGUUUAAAGUUUCCGACAACGUAUGGUAAAAUGCAACAACAAAUAGAUAAAAGACAAUCAGAUUCAGAUAUAAUACCGCAAACAACAACUCAUCAUAUACCAAAAAAUAAAUUUAAAUUUCCAUGUUUACCGAAUGUAAAUAAAAUCAACCAAAAGCAACAAUCACGAGCAAUCACGACAAAACCAACAAAGACAUUAAAUAUCGAUCGUACCAUUACAACAAAAGAAAACAUUUCACGGAACAAGAGAGGCAUCAAUUCUAUUCGUUACCGGCCAUCAGGUCUCCGACAAAUGAAGUCUAGUACAGGUAAAUGGUUAUAUACCGAAGAAAUAAAAUAUAUUGAUCCACCAGCUGGUAGUUUAGCCGUAUUAGGAUCGACUAUAUCACCUGAACAAAAGCCAAAAGUGAUGACAAUGAGUGAACGUGAUCUUAGUUGGAGAUUGUUACAUACGCCUAAUUCACUUUACAAUCGAUAUUAA